CAGUGUGACUUGUUUCGCUUGUGGUUGUCUGAUGUCGUGCUCUCUUGCUCACUCGCCACUUCCUCUUUUUGUCUAGAGCCGUGAGGGCAACACUGUUUAGCUGUGAAGCAUGAACCAAUCAGUUUUCUCUACCUGCUUCAUAUUUUUAAGUUGGUUACCCCCGCUUCGCUUAUUAUCGUGAGGCACUACUGUACAUCUCGUAUGUGUGAAAAUGGCGCUUUCUUGUGCAAUUUCCAAUGAAGUGCCGGAGCACCCCGUCAUAUCACCUUUGUCGGGCUCCAUAUUCGAAAGGCGUUUAAUCGAGAAGUACGUGAAUGAAAAUGGAGUCGAUCCUAUAACAGGAAAAGAAUUAACCAUUGAACAGCUUAUCGAUGUCAAAACUACUCCUAUAGUUAAGCCUAAACCACCAAGUGCAACAUCUAUCCCAGCUAUAUUAAAAAUUCUGCAAGAUGAAUGGGACGCUGUGAUGUUACAUUCUUUUACGCUUAGACAGCAGCUUCAGACAGCUAGGCAAGAAUUAUCUCAUGCCUUGUAUCAACAUGAUGCAGCUUGCCGUGUAAUUGCUAGACUGACAAAAGAAGUUACUGCAGCAAGAGAAGCUUUGGCUACUUUGAAACCACAAGCUGGAAUUGUGCAAGCUACCACCAUUCCACAACCUGCAGUUGCAGUUGAAGCUGGUGGCACUGCAGCUCAACCCAUGGAACAAGCUGGUAUUACUGAGGAUGUAAUACAGAAACUUCAAGAAAGGGCUACAGUGCUCACACAGGAAAGGAAACGCCGCGGACGUUCAGUCCCUGAAGAUUUAAUGCCGCAAGAUAGUAUUCGCGCUUUUCAGACACUUGCGUCACAUCCUGGUCUUCACUCUGCCAGCGUACCUGGUAUACUAGCAUUAGAUAUUCAUAGUGCAGAUACCAGUAAGAUUUUAACUGGUGGUGCUGAUAAAAAUGCCACAGUAUUCAAUAAAGACACGGAGCAAGUAGUUGCCAUAUUAAAAGGACAUACCAAAAAGGUUACAAGAGUAAUUUAUCACCCUGAAGAAGAUAUAGUAAUGACUGCAUCGCCUGACACUACAAUACGAGUAUGGAAUGUAGGCACUAGUCAAACGACAUUGUUAUUGAAGGCUCACGAUGCUCCCGUAACUGGCCUCUCUUUACAUCCGACUGGCGAUUAUUUGUUGAGUUCCUCGCUGGACCAACAUUGGGCAUUCUCAGAUAUUCGUACUGGCAGAUUACUAACUAAGGUCGCCGGUCAAGUUAGUCAACCUUUGACUACGGCUCAGUUCCAUCCCGAUGGAUUGAUUUUCGGCACCGGUACUGCGGACUCACAGGUGAAGAUUUGGGAUUUGAAAGAACAAUCAAACGUAGCGAAUUUCCCCGGCCACUCGGGACCAAUUACAGCAAUUAGUUUUUCUGAAAACGGUUACUACUUAGCCACUGCUGCUGAAGACUCUUGUGUGAAAUUGUGGGAUUUACGCAAGUUGAAAAACUUCAAGACACUUCAAUUAGAAGAAUCAUAUGAGGUCAAAGAUAUUUGCUUCGAUCAAAGCGGCACAUAUUUAGCAGUCGCUGGAACAGACGUGAGAGUGUACUUGUGCAAGCAAUGGCAAGAACUGAAAGUGCUCAAUGAUCACACAGCAGCCGCGACCGGUGUCCGUUUUGGAAAGCAUGCACAGUACAUAGCAUCAACUAGUAUGGACAGGACAUUAAAACUUUACGGACUACCUUAAAUACAUAGUUAUAAAAUUAUAUUAAUUUAAGCACAAUUUAAAUUAGAGCCUGUAGCAUAAGCUUAUUACGAUGAAAAGUGGCGAGUGUUUCUAAUAUUUGUAUUAUUUGAUUCAUACAUAGUAUUUCCACUUUCAAAUACGUUAAAUGAAUUUACAGUAAAAUAGAUAAGUCUUACAUUUAUUCUGAAUGUUACUUAAAACUAGUUUUGAAGUCUUGCUUCUGUUCUACUAUCAACACAAAGAUAAUGUUUUAUACAUUUUUUUAAAUCAUCCUUAAAUCACUAACAAGAAAUUUUACAAUAAAGUAUCGACUAAAGCCAAAUCAUAUUUAUUAUACCAUUUAUAGAAAUUGUAAGGUGUCGAGACGUAUACAUGUUGUUAACUGUUAAUGAAUUCGUUUCGAAUAUUUUGUAAGACAAAGUACAAAUGUCGUAUAGCAGUGCGUGAUAUUAUAAAACCAACAUUGUAUAGGUAAUUAUUUUUAUAAAGAAAUGUGUAUGACACAGAAUUUCUUGACUGUACUUUACCUCCACUCAGGAUACUUUUCCUAAUAUUUAGGAUACUUUACCUUUACCUAAAUAAAGAUACUUUCCGCAA
Messenger RNA from Megalopta genalis, 2323 nucleotides. Its product is annotated as pre-mRNA-processing factor 19. Gene Ontology annotation, cellular component: Prp19 complex; U2-type catalytic step 1 spliceosome; cytoplasm. Gene Ontology annotation, molecular function: protein binding; ubiquitin protein ligase activity. The record is from RefSeq and is a predicted model, not a curated record. NCBI's taxonomy places the organism in Eukaryota, Metazoa, Arthropoda, Insecta, Hymenoptera, Halictidae. Gene Ontology annotation, biological process: protein ubiquitination; DNA repair; mRNA splicing, via spliceosome.